Messenger RNA from Paramecium pentaurelia, 2687 nucleotides. The record is from the annotation of a GenBank genome assembly. Lineage: Eukaryota; Ciliophora; Oligohymenophorea; Peniculida; Parameciidae.
AUGAAACAAAGAUUGCCACUUCCUUUUGCAUUUGAAGCGAAAUUGCUGUCAGAACAAAAUGAGUCUAAUUUACUAAGUAGUAAAAUUCAAAGUAGCAAAUUAAUGUAGUAUCGAUCUUCUCCGUUUUAAGCUGAUUUUUGGUGUUUACCAACCAAUGACAAAAAAUAAUUAAACUACGAAAAGAAAAAUGAUUACAUAAGAAAGUUUAUUGAUAAUAUGUUGGACCAUAUUCGAAAAAUAAAAAAAUUAACUAACUUUCAUAUAUCAUUAAUUGGAGAUUAAGGGGCUUCUGAAGAGAUAUUUGCUAAAAGAAAAUCUUCUACACUUCAUCACUUAAAUUAAUAAUAAUUGAAGUUUUUUUUAAAUAUCAAAAAAUCCAUAAUAAAUUAAUUAGAAAAGUUACCUCUUAUUCAUCCUGGCUAAUACAUUAAGGUAAUCUGGGAUAUUAUAGCUGUGACUGCUCGUUUAUACUUUUUAUACAUAAUUCCUAUAGAUUUAGCAUGGGUUAACCAAUAAUUUAUAUUCCAUGAUUUGUAGUACAUUUCAAUAAUGUUUUUACUUAUAUUAGUUUUUGAUUUGUUAUUAAGUUUAAAUACUAUAUAUUUUUAAAAUGGAGAGGCAGUUGAAUCAAGAGUUCACAUAAUUAAAAAUAGUUUGUAUAAUACAUAUGGAUUGUAAUGGUUAUCAGUAUUUUAAUUACUUGUUUAUUUUAUUAUAUCAGCAUUUACAGAUAUAUCUUUGGAUAUUUAAAAUAAUAUAUUUAAUAUAGGCUUACUCAUAUUUUUAGUACAUCAUAAGACAAUAAUUAAUUAUGCUACCAAUUAUGAAGAAGGCUUGAAUUUAUCUAAAUAAACUUCUACUAUAUUGGCUUUAAUUAAAUUGAUAGCAUUUUUAUUCUAUGUUAUUCAUUUAUUUUCUUGUUUUUGGUUUUGGGUAAUCCUAUUCAAUAAUGAUUUUAGGUUGGUAAAUAUAGUGUAGAUAAUUAUGAAGGUAAGAGUUGGUUAGUCUCAACUAAUAUGCUUGAAUAGACUUGGAAUACUUAAUAUCUUCAAGCCUUCUAUUAUACAGCUGUUACAAUAUUUACAGUUGGAUAUGGGGAUGUAACACCUUAGUCAAAUAUUGAAAAAAUAGUCUCAGUUAUUUUAAUUAUGAUAUCAAGUAUACAAUUACCUUACAGUAUUAACACAGUUGGUACAAUCAUAACAGAAAUUUCUGCAUUUUCAGAAGAAAAAAAAAGAAAAUUAAGAAUCAUUAAUUCAUACAUGAAUAAAACUUCUUUGUCAUCUGGCCUAUAAGUUUAAGUAAGGAAGUAUUUAUCAUAUUAUUGGGAAAAUAAAGUGGUUUCUUAAUCUGAAGAAGAAAAAGAAAUUAUUGAUUCUUUAUCUGAAUUCUUAAGGCAAUAAUUGAUAAAUGAAGCUCAUCAAAAUAUUUUUGACUAAUGUACUUUGUUUAGGAUACCUUUUACUGAAUAAUUCAAAAAGCAAUUAAUCAAAGAGGUUGAAGAGGUUCUCUUAUCUCCAGAGUAAGAUUUGAAAUAAUCCAAUGAUAUAUUAUUGUAUUAUAUAGAGGAAGGUUCUGUAUAAAUAUGUUUAUAAUAAGGAAGAAAAAUUAAUCUAGGGAUUGUUAAUAAGGGAGCUUCUAUUGGAAUGAAAAAUUUCAUCACAGGGACUGAGUCUUGUGAAACAUUAAAGAGUGUUGGAUUUACCAAGGCUAUGUUACUUAAAAGAAAGUGUUUCUUAAAAAUUUUAUAAGAUCAUCCUGAAGACUAUGAAUUAUUUUGUUCUAUUAGAGACAAAUUAAUAUUUGAAAAAGAUGAUUAAUAUUUUAAUGUAAAAUGCUUUUCUUGUGGAAAAGAUUCACACAAAUUAAUUGAAUGUCCUUUGAUUAAAUUUAUACCUGAUAAAGAAUUCUUAAUUAAAUAAUAUUUAUAUCCUAAAACUUAAGAAAGAAUUCAUUUUUAAAGAUCUAGAAAGAAGGUUUAGAGUUUAAAUUAAAAUAGAAAAAUAUUAGAAUAAUGUGCAUUAUUAAUUUAGAAGGAUAAUCCCUAAUUAUUUUAAUUAUACAGAUUUGAUAACAUUUUGAAUAUUGAUGAAGAAUAAUUCAAGCAUUAUAUAAAAAAAACUAAUACGAUUCAAAAUAUAAAUAUUCAUAUACCAAAAGUUAAAAAGAAGAUAAUUUCUGUUUUCGAAUAAAAUCAAGAUCCAAUCAAAAAAAAAUUUAGAUAAUUAGUUAAUAAAUUAAUUUCGAUUAAUAAAAUAUAUCCUUAUUUUUUAAUUUAAACAUAUGUCGAAUUUGAAAAGAUAAUCGAAUAAAGAUCUAUUUCAUAAACUCUAUAGAUUUUAGAAUAAAGAUUAAAAAAUAUUUAUUAAUUAAAUAAUAAACGAUUUGAUAUAUAUCUUAAUGAUAUAAACUUUAUCAUAUAAAAAUUAUCCAAUAAAACAUAUAUUGAUGAUUAAGAAUUUGAAAGUCCUAAGACUUAUAAAUAUUAUUUUAGGAAAGAUAAUUUUUCAAUUGUCAAAUAAAAGAACUUUUUAUAAAAUCUAAAUAUAUUAAAAAAAUUCAUAAAUUAUGUUCAAUAUCCAGGAGAUUUAAUUAAGAAAUUUAAUUUAACUUAAAUUGGAAUGUUUUUAGUGAUAAAUAAGAGAAGACAAAACUUUUGUGUUUCAGCAGAUUAGGCAAUUAAGUGA